This is a messenger RNA of Annulohypoxylon truncatum, 2100 nucleotides long. RefSeq lists its product as uncharacterized. The record is from RefSeq and is a predicted model, not a curated record. The transcript has 5 exons. Lineage: Eukaryota; Fungi; Ascomycota; Sordariomycetes; Xylariales; Hypoxylaceae. Gene Ontology annotation, cellular component: nucleus; cytoplasm. Bases 567 to 1928 code for a protein of 453 amino acids.
GCCUUUCAGCCCACUUCGCACCUUGCCCACCUUGUACAUAUCUUCGUUGCAGGUUGCCUCUUCCUCCUUUCCGGAACUACCGUAGCAAUCCUACUUCUCACUACGUACAUGCGUACAACAUACCAAUCAGAAGCAUUUUGGAAACCCUUGGUUUUGGGCAUGUGCUCCCUGAACAGUUCUAAGAUAUCUGGCAACUCCCCUGCUCCCCUGCGCUGGGUAGCUGCUCUUUCCUGCAAGGACGAAACGUCAUUGGUUCUAAGGCAGCACCUGCAUUUCUAGUAUCACGCAUGUGUUUCUCAUAUAUUCAACCAUUAUACAAAAUUUCAAUUUGACGAGCAUUAUUCAUAAGUGAUCGGAAAACCACCUACUCGGGUACUUAUCAACCACAUACUUACAUAGGCAUCACUGGACAAAGGAGGAAGCAGAGGAAGAGGAGGUCCGAGGAAUCCUCUUUAUCUCUAUCCUUUAUCAUUUAUUUCUUCACAAGGAAAUAUUCACAGCCUACGAGAAGCUAUCUUGAGCUUGCAACCGCCAUAGAAUUACCAACUUUCCUUGGAGUCACUAGUAUGGAGACGCCUAAGAUACCUGGUCCAAAGGACCAAGGGGAGAGGGAAGUUCUCGAGAAAUUGAUAGCUAUCCGCGACCAAUUGCAGCUACGUAAACUCGAUCGAACUACCUAUGUUCGAACUCAAGAUGUCAUGAUCCUAUACGACCAGGUUGUCGAACAGGUUAGGAUCCUGAGCGAGCUCAGAGAUGGGAAGUCUGUUGAGGAGAAUCGAGUGGACAGAGUCGUAGACAGUUGUUUCCAGCUCCUGUCGCUAUUCUUCAUGACAAUCGGCCGAAACAACGAAGCUCCCGCCGCAUAUGCACUGACGUCGACCAUCAGACGACUCCUGGAUCAUCUGGCUGAAGCUGACUUGUUCUGCGCCCAAGACCUCGAGACCUUGUCCCAAACUCUCGAGCAUCUAUCAAAAAUCGUACAUAAUUCUGCUAGUACCAAGCCUUCCCCGUUCCUCGAAAACCUGAUUGCCCAACGGAUAGAGCGGUGCCGAGCAUCCUUAUCGGUUCUGCAGAAGAAAACCGACGAAAUCGCCGAGCCGCUGCGGCCAACGGCGGACAAACUUGUCUCCAUUCUGAGACAGAUGGCCGUGAUCAAUACUAAGACUAAGUUCACGCCUUCAGAAAUACAUAAACGCGAGGCAGAAUUAAAAGAGAUUGGAGAGAAGCGGAAGGAUGGGCAAUUCGUCGACGAUGAUGGCAACGUUCUAAGGGGGAGCGACAAUAUUUCGGCGCUUCUGGACAGAUGCUUAUCGUAUACGAAGAUAGUACUCGAAAGAAACGGUCAAUUUCCAGAGAAGUGGAAGUCCACCUAUGAUGUGCUUGUCGGUAUUAGAAAUGAACUUGAUAGGCUCUCGUUGACCCAAGCAUGGUCUUUGCGAGAAACUGAUUUAUACGAUUACCAACGGCAACUUGACAAGAUUGACGAGAGCAGGGUCGACGGUAACUGGGUGGAUGACCAAGGACAGCCAGCUGAACUUUACGUUCAACGGACUCUUCUUUACCUCAUUAGAAGAAGCUACGGUUACAUAUAUCAUCUUAUGAUAUCGUCGGAACCCGUCUCUGAGGCUCUUCUGCCGAUAUAUAAUCAACUCCAAACGCUUAAACGCUGUCUCGUUGAGGUGAAAAACAGUGGAGGAGUAACGUCAGCGAGGGAGCUUUACCCUUACAGCAUGAAAUUACAUUCGAUUGAUAACAUGAGAGUCGACGGCAAAUUCAUGGUCGGAGAGGAUAUCCCUGAAGGGCAAGGUAGCGUGGCUGAAUUACUAGCCGAAUGCUUUGAUCUAAACUACGAACUCCGGGUAGCUGCGGAGUCAUCGACGGGAUCGCCGACGCCGGAGCCGCAUACGAAGUCGGAGUCAUCGACAUAAGCAUAAGUUUAUUGAGUUUAGGGGGUUUAUGAAUUUAUUACGAGGAUGACUUGUUUUGUCUGGACCGGUUUGCGAGCGAAAUUGGGCUUGUAUGGUUAGUCCAGUCUUCAAGGGGAGUACUGAUGCUGUACACUCUACUGCGGACGGGGGGGAUCCAAAAAGCGGUAGGGGA